AUGACCACCUCGGCCGACUCUGUUGCCCCUCCAUCACCCUGGCUCACCUACGACGUGUGGCAGUACUUCCCCAUCUCGCCGCUCGAGUACAUGCUCGUCACAAGUCGCCUGGCCGCCACCAUCAUCCCGCCCUUUCCGGUCUCUCGCUCGAUUCGCUCGUUCGUUCCAUCGCUCCGUUCAGCUUCUCUUGCUCCCUUCGCCCGCUACACCUCUAGCAGGACCCUCUGCCACAGUCACCUUUCUCCAAGCACAUCUCCCACAUCUCUCAUUGCCUACACUCCGCGUCGCAACCUCUUCACCGCCUCCAGCGUACGACUCGCCAACAUGACCUGGACUGCUCCGGACCCUACCUCGGUCGGCGCCCCCGCCCCGCGAGUGCCCGAGGACAACCACACUCACGCAAAGGUCGCCCAGUACAAGCCCGUACACCUCCACCUCGACUGGGACAUCGACUGGGACGCACGCAUCAUCUCCGGUCGCGUCUCGCACGACAUCGAGCUCAUCCAGCCCGGCCUCGACUCCAUCACCCUCGACGCCAGCUACCUCAAGAUCAACUCGGUCUCCGUACAGGGCGCCAAGGUCGACUACUCGCUCGGCACACAGCGCGGCACCCUCGGCGCUCCUCUCCACAUCCCCAUCCCCGCCACCGCCAACAAGAAGGGCGACAGGCUGCACGUCGAGAUCGACUACGCCACCACCGAGCACUGCACCGCUCUCGGUUGGCUCACCAAGCAGCAGACCGCCGGCAAGACCAACCCUUUCCUCUAUUCGCAGUGCCAGGCCAUCCACUGCCGCUCCCUCGUCCCCUGCAUCGACUCGCCCUCGCACAAGAUCACCUACACCGCCACCGUGCACUCGCGCAUCCCCGUGCUCAUGUCCGCGCUCAAGGACGACGACAAGCCGAGCCAGAACGGCACCUAUCAUUUCAAGCAGCCUGUCGGCAUCCCCUCGUACCUCAUCGCCAUCGUCGGCGGCGAUCUCGAGUUCCGCAAGCUCGGCGAGCGCACCGGCAUCUGGGCCGAGCCCCCCAACGCCGACGCCGUCCAGUGGGAGUUCGAGGCGGACGCAGAGCGAUUCCUCGAGCACGCCGAGAAGGUCAUCUCGCCCUACUCGUGGACGCGAUACGACUCGGUCGUGCUGCCGCCUUCCUUCCCCUAUGGCGGUAUGGAGAACGCCAACCUCACCACGCUCACGCCUUCGCUCGUGUGCGGCGACCGCAGCCUGACCGACGUGCUGCUGCACGAGCUGUGCCACUCGUGGUCCGGCAACCUCACCUCGUGCGCCAACUGGACCCACUUCUGGCUCAACGAAGGCUGGACCGUCUAUCUCGAGCGUCUGCUGCUCCAGGACGUGCACGGCGCCAAGGAGGGCCCUGCCCACCGCGGCUUCUCGUACAUCAUCGGAUCCAAGGCGCUCAAGGAUGCGCUCGCGCAGUUUGCCGACAACCCGCGCUUCCAGCGCCUCAUCCCCGCCUUCAAGGACGGCGAGGACCCGGACGACGCCUUCAGCUCCAUCCCCUACGAGAAGGGCUCCAACUUCCUCCUCUACCUCGAGCGCACCGUCGGCGGGCUCGACAACUUCCUCCCGUACGCAAAGAGCUACUUCCACGCCUUCUACAAUCGCUCCGUCACCACGCACGAGUGGCGCGAGCAUCUGUUCAAGUUCUUCGAGUCCAACCCCGAUGUCACCGCCGCGCUCAACAAGGUCGACUGGGACGCAUGGCUGCAUGGCGAGGGCAUGGAGCUGCCCGUCAAGAUGGAGUACGACACCACGCUGGCCGAGCAGGCCUUCUCGCUCGCCGAUCGCUGGAUCAAGUUCGUCGACGGCUCUGCGGGCGAGAAGGCGCACUUUAGCCUCGACGACAUCAAGGGCUGGAACGCCAACCAGGUGGUAGUCUUCCUCGAGCGUCUUCACUCCGGUCCCAAGGUGCCGCUCGCCGUGACGCAGAAGCUGGACGAGGUGUACGGCUUCAGCAAGGCGACCAACGGCGAGGUGCUGCUGCGCUUCUUCGAGGUGGCCCUCGAGGUGGAGGGUGGCAAGUAUGCACAGCAGGCCGCAGAGUGGGUCAAGGGCCAGGGCAGGAUGAAGUUCUGCAGGACCGUCUACCGCGCGCUCAACAAGGUCGAACCGCAGCUGGCCAAGAAGACGUUUACGGACAACAGGAGCUUCUACCACCCCAUUGCGGCGGCUCAGAUUGAAAAGGAUUUGGGUCUGGCUGGCGCGGUGCGGAUGGAGGGGGAGGUGGUGACGGUGUUCGGAAGUACGGGGACGGGUAAGACCAAGCUAUCUGUCGAGCUGGCGGUUGCAUUGCAAGCGCAGGCAGGACGGUUCGGUGCAUACACGAGUGGCGAGGUGAUUUCGUGCGACAGCAUGCAGAUCUACAAAGGCCUCGACAUCAUCACGAACAAGGCGACGCCGUCCGAGAUGCAGGACAUCCCACACCACCUCAUCGGCUUCCUCGACCCAGCGGCGACGGAGGGGGAGAGCUACGACGUGACGCGGUUUGUGGCGGACACCAACCGGAUCGUAUCGAAGCUGCGUGCGGAGGCUAAACUGCCCAUCAUCUGCGGAGGCACAACGUACUAUCUCCAGCACCUGCUCUUCCCAGGUCGACUGGUUAGCACUCCCAACGCGGCUGCCGGGGUUGAUCUGGAGCAGAACGAGACGUACCGCGGUCUUGGCAGUGAGGAGCGCGAGCUGCUGCACCAGGUCUCGCCGGAAAAUGAGGCCAAAGUGGAUCUUGCAACGCGUGCGACGCAGGACGGCGAGUUGGGGAUGAAGCUCUGGCAGCUUCUGCAGCGCGUCGAUCCGGCUAUGGCGCAGCGAUGGCACUACCGCGAUGCACGCAAGAUCGCCAACUCGCUGCGCGUGUACAAGGAAACCGGCAUCCCUCACUCGCAGUGGAUCGCUCAACAGGACUCCUCCCCCAUCGCCCCUGUCGAAGGCGUGAGUGGCUAUCGCAAGCUGCUAUUCUGGCUAUGGUGUGAUCCACCCGUUCUUCGAGACCGACUCGAUACUCGGGUGGAUGAGAUGGUCACACGCGGGUUGGAGGCCGAAGUCCGCCAGAUGCAUGCUAUCGCCCAAACGCUCACGCACACCUACACCAGCGGUAUCUUUCAGACUAUCGGAUACCGGCAGUUUGCCGAGUACCUCGAUCGACUCGACACGCUCGCUACGAGUGCGGCGAAAGCGGCUGCGUUUGUCGAGGCGGUCGAGGGCACCAAGACGGCGACACGACAGUAUGCCAAGUCGCAACUCAAGUGGGUGCAAAAUAAGCUGGUCCCCGAAGUGCGUCGUGCCCAGGCGGCAAUCGCUCACGGCGACGUCGAGCUGUACCUUCUCGACGCCACUAACCCUGCGGACUGGGACGAUAAGGUUCGCACACCGGCACUGGAUAUCCUUGCGCGUUUCCUAAACCGCGAAACACUGCCAGAUCCUGCCGGCGUGUCCAACCCCCAAGCUGCCGAACAGUACUUGUUGGCAGGGCGAACUGCCAACCAAGCACUCACCAAACUCGGCGCGGAUGAAAGCGCACCAGAGGGGAUGCAGACCAUCCAGGCUAACCGACUGUACACCUGCGACGUGUGCACGUGGGACCCCACCCAACCCGUCCUCGUCCGAUACGUCGACAGGGAUACGCAUCGAAAGGGCAGAGUGCAUCGGAACAAUGUCAAGCGCCGUACGCCCGACGAGGAAAAACAGAGGAGGAACGAGGAAAAGAUCCGCCAGGGUAAGCAGAAGGCUGCUCUGCGCAGACCAGUCCAUCCCGAUCCCGACUCGCAGGAGUAA
Molecule: messenger RNA, 3789 nt
Organism: Moesziomyces antarcticus
Lineage: Eukaryota; Fungi; Basidiomycota; Ustilaginomycetes; Ustilaginales; Ustilaginaceae
Product: metalloprotease
Exons: 4
Coding region: 1-3789 (1262 amino acids)
Biological process (GO): tRNA processing; proteolysis
Cellular component (GO): cytosol
Molecular function (GO): epoxide hydrolase activity; zinc ion binding; aminopeptidase activity
Source: RefSeq, a predicted model, not a curated record